CCAAACAAAGCGUGGGGUUGAAAUUCAUUCACGAAAGAAAAAGGGCUUUGGAAUUUGGAUAAAAGGAAAAGGGCACUGGAAAAAGGCUUCAAAAAAUUCUUCAAAAGAAUGCUAAUCUAUGGCGGAACAUACAGCAGAUGCUCGUUACUGUUUCGAAAUAGAUACAAAUCUGUCUCCGCACGCAUCACCAAUGGUCGUCGGAUAAGUGUGGCUACAACAACGGCUGCCGCGGCCGCAAUCGUGUUUUCUGUGAUGGUUGGGGCGGGUGCAAUUGAGGUGGCAGCGCCGCAACAACCGGAGGAGACUCUGUCAAAUAUACCACAAACAUUAUCGAGUGUAUGUACUCCUGAACAGAAGGAUUGUAAGAAAGCGAGGAUCCAACGGCCGAAAUCUAAGAAAGCUGAGAAGUGUACCAGUAAAUGUGUAUCUACUUGCAUUUUGGGCGGAUUUGGAUCCCCCGGUGAAGGACCUCUCAAUAUUAGGAGACCUCUAGUUGUCUUCAAGGAUGGGUUCCGAAGUCGCCAAUAUUGUUUAUCGGAGUGCUCUGAUAUAUGCAACUUAAUUGGAGAUGGAGAUGAUGGACCCUAACAAGAGAUACAAAUUUUGAAUCCGUAGAUCGGUGAAGACAUUUCGUGCAAAUAUUGCACGUGGAAGUUAGUUUUUUUUCUUUGUUUAUAUUAUUAGAGGCUCUUGUAUAGGCACUUCUUUUAUAGUUUUAUUUGUGAAUAUCAUAACUGUAUGACACAUGAUACUUAGGAUUGUAUAUUAUUUAAUAUUUUCUAUAAAAAACCAGUGAAUAGAAGACAUGGAGUCUCUUUAUAUGUU
This is a messenger RNA of Olea europaea var. sylvestris, 825 nucleotides long. RefSeq lists its product as uncharacterized. The record is from RefSeq and is a predicted model, not a curated record. Bases 109 to 588 code for a protein of 159 amino acids. The transcript has 3 exons. NCBI's taxonomy places the organism in Eukaryota, Viridiplantae, Streptophyta, Magnoliopsida, Lamiales, Oleaceae.